UCAGUAGUACAUAUGAGAUGGUUACAUAGAUGUAUAUAGUAUUAUUCAAUAUCAUGAUUUCAUCUUUACUUUCUAUCUAGAUUCUCUCUUUUUCGUUUGUUUUUAUAGAUCCUCUCUUUGACAUGGAAAAAGCUUCAAGCCCGGAAAAAUGGCAAGCCAAAGUGUCAGUCACGCUCACAAAAUCAAAGCCUGACCAAAUCUGGCUUCUCUUCACCGAUUUCUUCAAUUUCAACAAGUGGCUCCAAACGCUCACCACGUGUCACGGCGUCCACGGCAUCAACGGUGAACUCGGCUGCAUCAGAUUCUGCUCCGGCUCCUCCAUACGGUCCAACGGCGUAGAACCCACCGUGGGAUGGUCUAGGGAGAAGCUGGUGGCCGUUGAUCCCGUGGAGCGAGUGAUGAGAUACGAGAUAGUGGAAAGUAACAUUGGAUUCGAGUCAUAUGUCUCGACGGUGAGGAUAUUGCCACGUGAUGAAGAAGGUUGUGUGAUUGAGUGGGGUUUCACCGUUGAUCCCGUAGGAGGAUGGUCUCUAGAUGAUCUGGUGAAGAAGUAUGAGAAAGCACUCGGAAUAAUCGCCAAGAACAUGGAAGAGGCUUUGACAAGAACAUAGUCUUAUUUGAAAAGUUGUAGUAAAACUGAAUAGCAAAUAAAUCGAGAUGCUCUUUUUGCUUUGUUUUUGUCAUCCGUACUUCACUUCAAAGAUAGAUAAAAAAAAAAGAGAAUAGAUUCUCUAUUUUUAUA
Molecule: messenger RNA, 742 nt
Organism: Brassica oleracea var. oleracea
Lineage: Eukaryota; Viridiplantae; Streptophyta; Magnoliopsida; Brassicales; Brassicaceae
Product: lachrymatory-factor synthase
Exons: 1
Coding region: 123-611 (162 amino acids)
Source: RefSeq, a predicted model, not a curated record